AAAUUAUAUAAGCCUUAAAGAUGAAAAGUAUAAGGACCCAUUUAAAAUAGAUUUAUUCUCAUUGGUAUGACAGUAAAUAAAACGGAAGCAUAAUGGGAAAAAAAAUUGGGCUGACAAUAUUACAAACUAAACUUCAUUUUAUUUUACCAGACUCACGGAAGUUUCUAGACAUAAAUUUAAAUAAAAUGUUAGACCGAGCUUUAAGUAUUGAUCAAAAUGCAUAAUAUUCUGAAGUAAGAUCAAAAUUAUAAAGACGUGUACAUUUCAAAUGAAUAAUAUAUAAACGUAUAAAGUAUUCAUAAAUAGUAAGUUUAUUGAACAAAUAAUUUAAAAAUAAAACGUAAAUUUUUGAAUUUUUUACUUCAUAAUUUUAUCAUAUUAAAAUUUUUAAAAAUAUGGAUAGUUCCAAAUGUUUUGAAGAUAGUGAUGAUGAAUCUUUUCAUUCAAGAUUCACAAGCGAAAAAUCCAUAAAAUUUUCUUUUUCAUUUAAUAAGCGUGAGAAUGAGAAAUCUGAUAAUUCAAGUCCUAAUAAAAGAAAGAGAUUAUCUUUAAAUUUGAAGAGUAAAGAAAUCAACAAUAAUUCUUUAAACAACAACAAUAAUAACGAUUUUGAUCAAGAUUUUAACAAUGAUCUUGUUCUUUGUAAUAAUUCUAUUACGUUCAAAGAAAAUGGUUCUAAUGAUUUUAUUCCGAAAAAUAAUGGUUUUAUUCCGAAAAAUAAUUUGUCAAAAAUUGAUAUGUCUAUAAAAUUAAAAGAAAUUAUUAUUGGAAAUUAUAAUAAUUUGAAUCCAGGAUCGCUCACUCUUAAUUCAAGUACAAAUUCUAUUUGUAUUGAAUUACAAGCUGGAAAUAUUUUGGAUAGGAUUGAUUUCCAUGUUAAAGGAAUUCAAAAUUAUGAUGGGAACAAACAACAAAACGUUAUCCAAUUGAAUUUGGUUCACGAUUGGAUCAAAUAUUUAUUACCAGUGAGAGAGAUUAAUACUUUAGAAGAAAUAAAAAUUAAGAUUGAUCCAACUGGAGGAGAAUUGCGAAAAGUAGGAUAUAUUAAACUAUUUUUGGAAAACAGUGCUAAUGUAAAAGAUGCAGUAAAUGUUUUUGGACAAGAAUUUAGGAAAAUGAAGAACACUUCAAAACCUCCAAUUUCACCAAUUCUUCAAUGGAAAGAAACAAAAGUAAAUCUUAAAUUUUAAUAGGUGGCAUCUGUGAAAAAUGCAGUAUUAUUAUGAUUUUAGACUUUCAGAAUAUUUUAUUAACUUGUUCAUUUUUUAUAGUUUGAAGUAAUUGUCAAUUAUAAU
Molecule: messenger RNA, 1295 nt
Organism: Rhizophagus irregularis DAOM 181602=DAOM 197198
Lineage: Eukaryota; Fungi; Glomeromycota; Glomeromycetes; Glomerales; Glomeraceae
Source: RefSeq, a predicted model, not a curated record